AUGUCGCUGCCCGGAUGCUCGAUAUCACAGCUGCAUGUUGGCGACGGUGCAGCUGCGCUUGUGACCUGCAUUGCCAUCGCAUUGAUAUGCGUUGCCGUGCACCGGCACUGGAACGAACUGUCAGACCAGAUGGUGCUAAUUGAGGUAGCAGGAUUGUGCCUGUGCCUGACUUGCAAUGCAUGGUUGAUUUGGGACGGCUGGUGGAAUGUGUGUAUUGCAGACCGGGACGAUCGAGUAUAUCUGGUGCUCUGGGUUCCGGGGAACGCCUUUGCUUCUUUUGGGUAUUUUUCUUUGGUCAAAGGCGAGUUGACGGAAAGCCAGCUGUGUGAGCGUCUCGGCAUAUGGCUCUUGCUGACAGGCUCUGUCUUGGACCAGUAUGCCGCCUGGAUGUACGAGGAGACGCUGGAGUCCGACAGUCCAUACCAGUUGGUACAAGGGCUGCUGGGCCCGGAGCACGGAACCACCUUCAGUGCUUUGCUCGAGGUUUGGGGUAUGAUUCUUCUAAGUCUUGUAUGUGCUGUGCAGCUUGAACGAUUUCACACGGAGCAGACUGCAUACGUUAUGCUGAUACUGAGUGCCUCCUGGGCAGUGUUCCGGCGGGAUGCGGAAUCUGUCGUAGGGGUUGCCGCCGAAGCUUUCGAAAUAUUAGGUUUGUGUUGUUUUCUCUAUGUCCACUAUUCACUAUCAGCGGCGCGAAAUCCUUGUCGAUCAUGCAUCAUGACCUUUGCUUGGACAAUUGGCAGCACGGCUGUAUUGUUUCUGGCUACCAUUGUCUUGUACGUCUGUACAUGUGGAGUGGGUGUUACACUCAUUGCAGCUUACUUCUGGAUUUGGUACGCCGGCUAUUUUUCUGUGAUGCUGUGCAAAUAUUACAACGAAGCUUUGUCGCCUGGAGGUUCAUGUCUACCCGAGACAGACAGUGAAACAGAGAGAGACGACAGCAGCUCCGCCACACACUCGCACUCGAUCGAUACUUUUGAAGACAGCAUGCGCCAAUACCCACGCGGAAGCUUGCCGCAUCCUUAUAUGCGGUUUGCGUAUUCUACGUCUUCUACGUUUUCGGCAUGA
This is a messenger RNA of Symbiodinium necroappetens, 1068 nucleotides long. Lineage: Eukaryota; Dinophyceae; Suessiales; Symbiodiniaceae. The record is from the annotation of a GenBank genome assembly.